UGGAGCCGGGAGCCGUCGGCUGGCGGAGGAGCGUCUCGCGCCUGCCCCUCUCGGAGCGCCGGCCAAGGUUGCGCGUCUUAAAGGGAGCCCCGCGCGCGCAGCUGCCUCUUCACAUCGAUUCCCCCGGCAAGAAGGGGAGCACAGCGCCCGCCCCGCCUCGUCUCUCCCCUGAGCGGACUGUACAAUCCUCGGCAGUGUCCUGAGACUGUAUGGUCAGCUCAGGGGCGGCUCGGCCCCGGGAUCGCAGCCUCGAAAGCAGCGCCGCCGCCGCCACCGGACCCGCUCGCCACGAGGAGCGCGCGCCCAGCCUUUCGCCGCCGCCACCACCAGGGAACCUGCGCGGCCGAAAGAGGGAGCCCAGCACGCCCCUUGCACCUCUCCAAAGGCCUCCGGGGACCUGCCCACCCACCCAAGCCAGGCCCCCUGCCCGCCUGCCUGGGUCGGGCGCGCCCACGAGGGAGCCCGUGUAGCCAGACGCCGCGCAGAACAGCGGAGGCGCCGCUUCCACGAUGACAGCGGAGAAGGAGAAGAAGAGGGAGCAGAACAGGUUCCUGGAAUCGAGCCCAGGGGAGUUUGGGAAGUGCAGCGACAGGAGCAGUUCUGAAAGGAGGAAGGAGAAGUCGAGGGAUGCUGCAAGGUGCAGGAGGAGCAAGGAGACAGAGGUCUUCUAUGAGCUGGCCCAUGAACUCCCUUUGCCUCACAACAUCAGCUCACACCUGGACAAAGCAUCGAUAAUGCGCCUCGCAAUCAGUUUCUUGCGGACACACAAACUAUUGUCUUCAGUCUGUGGUGACAAUGAGAGUAAAAUAGAGCCUGACCAGCAGAUGGACAACUUGUACCUGAAAGCUUUGGAGGGAUUUAUCACUGUCAUCACACAGGAUGGAGACAUGAUCUUUUUGUCGGAGAACAUCAGCAAGUAUAUGGGCUUGACACAGGUGGAGCUGACCGGACACAGCAUUUUUGACUUCACUCACCCAUGUGAUCAUGAGGAAAUUCGAGAAAACCUGAGUUUGAAAAAUGGUCCAGGCUUUGGGAAAAAGAAUAAAGAGGUGACCAUGGAGCGGGACUUCUUCAUGAGAAUGAAAUGCACUGUUACCAACAGAGGCAGAACUGUGAAUCUAAAAUCGGCCACAUGGAAGGUUUUGCACUGCACUGGACAACUGAAGGUCUAUAAUACAUGCCCUCCUCAUGCUCUCUGUGGCUACAAAGAGCCUCUCUUGUCUUGCCUGAUAUUAAUGUGUGAACCCAUUCAACACCCUUCCAAUACUGACAUCCCCCUGGACAGCAAGACGUUCUUAAGCCGUCACAGCAUGGACAUGAAAUUCACCUACUGUGAUGACAGGAUCACUGAAUUAGUUGGAUACCAUCCUGAGGAGCUUCUGGGCCGGUCUGCCUAUGAAUUCUACCAUGCACUGGACUCUGAGAAUAUGACCAAAAGUCAUCAGAACUUGUGUGCAAAAGGUCAAGUGGUCACUGGGCAGUACCGCAUGCUUGCCAAGCAUGGUGGGUACGUGUGGCUAGAGACCCAAGGAACAGUCAUCUACAAUACACGUAACCUGCAACCUCAGUGCAUCAUCUGUGUCAACUACGUUCUCAGUGAAAUAGAGAACAAUGAUAUCGUGUUCUCCAUGGAUCAGACAGAAUCGCUCUUUAAGCCGCACAUGAUGGCAAUGAAUCCUAUGUUUGAUAACGGAGUCCCCGUGGCAGAAAAGAGUGGUUUCUUGUUCACCAAGCUGAAAGAAGAACCUGAAGAACUUGCACAGCUGGCUCCAACACCUGGCGAUGCUAUUAUUUCUCUUGACUUUGGGACGCAAAAGUUUGAGGAAAUCUCUUCCUACAACAAAGCUGUGAUGACCCCAAACAAGCAGUGGCCUCCGGAAGCGAAGGCUCCAGCUCCACAGGCUGAGAAGCUGAGUGUGCCGUCCUUUACACUGCCCCAGGUUGCACCUGGCAGCAGCACUCCCAGCGCCAGCAGCAACAGCAGCUGUUCCACUCCAAGCAGCCCCGGAGACUAUUACACUUCCUUAGACGAAGACCUGAAGAUCGAGAUGAUUGAGAAACUUUUUGCCUUGGACACGGAUGCCAAGAAUCAGUGCAACUCACAGACUGAUUUCAACGAACUGGACCUUGAAACUUUGGCUCCUUACAUUCCGAUGGACGGAGAAGAUUUCCAACUCAGCCCGAUCUGUCAAGAGGAGCGACCCCUCUCGGAAAGCGCCCAGCUCACUCAGCAGAGCUUGAGCAACAUGAGCAACCUCUUCCAGCCCCUUGUUCCUCCCUCGCAGGACCAGUUCUUCCCGGAGAAAUACUGCCAGCCGAUGUCUAACAAAAACGUCAACACGGGCCAGGGGACUCUGCCACCACCACCCUUCUUGAACGGCGGGAGCCAGCCAUCCUCUUUGCUGCCCUACUAUGCCCAAGCCAGCACUCCUCUGUCUUCAAUGGGUGGGAGACCCAACACACAGUGGCCCCCUGACCCACCCUUACAAUACGCCCCUACGAAACAGAGAGCGGCGGUCAAUAAGUGUUCGGGAUCCAUAGCUAGCUCUCCAUCGGGGCCACCGCUGCACCUGCCUGAUAUGAACUUAUAUAAGAAAAGGUCGCUGGAGUGCCUUGGGCAGCGGGGCAUGGAUAUAAACCCUGCGCGGAUUGCUCUUGCCAACAGUUUGAAGCUGAAGAGGCAGCUGGACUAUGAAGAGCAAGCCUUUCAACACCUGAGUGGGAUACAAGGAGAAACAUCUGGCAUUAACCCAACACACUUAAUGUGGAAAAGGAUGAAAAUCCUCAGAGGUGAAAAUUGUGCAUUACUUACAGAGAAGAAGUCGCUGAGCACAAGUGUCCUUAAUGAUGAGUUCCUUUGCAACCCGCAAAGAGGGCCAGGCCAAACCCCUAUGAAUAUGGGGCAGCAGCAACUGCAGCCACGGCAUCCACCGGCCUCUUUGAGAAACUCUGCCAACAUCCCCAAAGCUGCCUUCUCCCCACACUUUUACUGCCCCCCUUAUCAGGACUUCAGUGUGCCACAAGGUCAUAGGAUGUCAGGAGUGACAAGUCGCCUGCUCGGCUCAUCCUUGGAACCCUAUUUGUUGCCGGAACUGACCCGAUAUGACUGUGAGGUUAACGUCCCAGUUCUCGGGAGUUCGACGCUCCUGCAAGGCAGCGAUUUGCUCCGAGCUCUCGACCAGGCGACCUGAAGCAGCCUUGCAGCAUUCCCUGGCCCAUACCGUCCAAAAAAAACACAAAAACAAACCAGCUGCAGUUUUUAAAUCUAUUUUUGCAAGUAGACAAUUUCUAAUACUGAUUACACUUUUACAAGAUUUUACUUAACUAUUGAACUUGUCCACGUCACCAAAUAGUGGCCUUUCUGUGAAGUUACUCACUUUCCUUAUUUGCAUUAAAAAAAAAAAGUAUGCAUCUACUGUAUUUCCAACCCCCUUCUAUUCCGAUAAGACGUUCCUUAGAAAAUUUAUAUUAUAUGAUUCCCCACCGCUGUGUAAUUUAUGUGUUCUGAAACUUCCUCAUUAUUCAUGCUAAUAAAAGAAAAAGAAGCUGCGGUGUGUUCGCUCGCGCCUCUAUGUAAUACUUUGGCUCCGUUUAUUGCAAAGGUUUAUUUUAUUUUAUUGCCAAAGAUAAGUGAAAUAAACAAAUCUGAUGAAAUGCACUUGUUGCCCUACCCCUAGUUUUUCCUCUGUAUUUUCUAACAUGGGGGGAAAAACAAUAAUCACAGAUUAUGACCUUUUAACAAUUAAAAAAAAAGCUAGCGAUGAAACGUCCAUAAUUCUAACACACCCAACGGCAGCUUUCGUGUUGGUUAGUCCUUGCCAAGUUGCAAAUUACAGCCUUUCCCCUUAAGUUUAGGUCACAUAUCUAAAACUUGGAGCUGUGUUUUUGUCCGAGGCGGGACUAACCUAGCCAUACAGGGCUAAUCCAAGGCAGGGCUAAUCCAAGUAGUAGACUGGAUAAUGAAACUAGAGAGAAAUCUGAGCCUUGUGGCUGAGCGCCCUUCUGUGGCAUUGCAAAGUGAUCUUAGUGUGCAUCUCUCAGAUCAUGCAAUGUAGCCGCCUGUCUUGUGUUGGCCUUGGAUUUGAGGAUUGGUGGGGUUUUUCUUUUUCUUUUUUUGCAUAUGGAAGAGCCAAAGCUAUCAGGCAAAUAACUGCCAAUGGGUUUUGUUUUGUUUUUAGCAACAUCGAGGUGCCUUUCCUACCAGACCUUACCCCAUUCCCAGGAUAAACUCAACGUUUCCUUAAUUAAACAAGCGGGGUGGCGUGGCUGCUGUCUUAGAUUCAGAGCACGGUGCUGCGAAAGAAUCCCAAAACAGCCAAUUGCCAUCGCAUUUAGAUCAGUGUCUCCCUCCUCAGGAACCAGCCUGGCAAAAUGAGGAAUUUGGGAGCGGAUGGCAGUUGGGGACAACUGAGAGAAGGCAGAGAGGGUGUCGCUGCACAAUUUGAAAUACGUGGGGCGGGGAAGGAAUUCAACCCAUCUUGUGUGUAUUAAUUCUCCAUAUAUAUAUUUUUUACACAAAGUGUAACUGACUGAUCUUUUUCUCUGGGUUAAAUGUUUAUCAUAUAUUGGUACUUUGUUAUACCUGUUUAGACAUUGAUGCAGAGCCAUGAGUUUUCUUCUUGGGAACCGUUUUACUUAGAUCUGGUAGAGUUUUCUUACGCUGUUGCUGAUGUUGCAGGAUUUGUCCAAAGGCUGUUACUAAAACUGCUAAUUCCCAGCUAAGUUGGGGGUGGGCGUUCAUCCACGCCACCUCCAGCUAGUUAGCCACAUUCUUUCUCUGCACUACUGAAUUUUUGCUGAAAAAAGUAAACUAAAUAUAUAUUUGCUUGCCUACUUGUUACACUGGGGGAAAUCAAUGUUUUUAGGCUCUGGAGUGGCUGAGUGGGAAGGUGUUUGUUGUCUUUUUAGUUUACUUUUUAAUUGUUGAUAGCCUUUCAAGUGCAAAUGAUUUUUCUGUAGGUCAUUGAAAUGGCAAUCUGAACUUUUCAGAAAUGCUAUUAAACAAAAACAAACCAAUGUUGGUGCUCAGGAAUUUAUUUAAAAUGGAAGGAGUCUCUGCAAGACCCGUUGCCUUUGCUGGGCAAACAGGCACACUUCAUAUAUUCAAUCCAGCAAUAACAGAAGCUCAAGGAAUUGUGGGGUGCAGAUUUUAAAAAUAUUUAUUAAAGCCUUCGAGCUUCGGUGAGAAAGGCCAGGUUGGAAGGGCUAAGGGGCAAAUUCAGGGCGACAGAAAAUAAUGGUGAUAUUAGGCGUUAUGCUUUAUUUACCCAGAUAAAUGUACCUGGGGCAAAUCAGCAUAGAUUUAGAAGAGCCUGUGGAUUCCCUUACAAAGAAGAACCAUUUAUGCCUCCUCCUGAACAUAGUUCCAGUUCAGAGAAAGUUACUUAUAAUUAAGGCCCGCUGAAAUCAAUAGGACUCAAAAUGCAUCUAAACCAUCCCACAAGUGCCAUUAAUUUCCACAGAACUUGAGCACAACUAAUAUUCUUAGGGUGGGCUUCAUAAGCACAUGUGUUCGGCUGUGUGCCCCACUGUACAUUUAAAGUACAUGGAUCCCCCGCAAAGAAUCCCGGGAACCACCAUUUACCCCUCACAAAGCUACCAUUCCCAGAACCCUUAAACCACAGUUCAUGUGAAUCUUUGGCGGAAGCCAUGAGCUUUAAAUGUAUGGCGAAUACACGGCCUAAAUCAUUAAAGGCGCUCUUCAGAGUCUUAGUCCAUUGCAAGCAUAACAGCUCCCGCUCUGGAUUGCAAACCUUGACUUCUACAGAGCUGUGUCGAAGUGCCAUAUGUUCUGCAAUGCUGCCCUUCCCCAUUAUUUUUGCUGAAGAGGAAGGUCUGAACAUAUAUCCCUUGGGGAUAUCUCCAUAGCACUGAAGUGGACAUGGAGGUCCCUGGAGGUGCACAGAACCCAUAAGGAAUUGUAAAGUUUUGGCACUGGCUUUGUCCAUCCAAGCCCAAUAAUUAUAGCUCGCUCCUUUGGAGAUGCCGUACCCCACUGAAAGCCCAGUUUUGACGUAAUGUUCACGAUCCAGUCAAAAUGAAGCACUUCACAUUCAAAGUGAUUUCACUAAGAGGGUGUUAGACUUUCUCGUUGAAAAUAAAUGGAGGGGAAAGUGCUUGACUCUUAAAUUAAUUGUGCCUGAUUUGUUGAAGAUCCUCCAAGGCAGGCAUCCCCAACCUGUGGCCCUCCAGAUGUUUUGGCCUACAACUCCCAUCAUCCCUAGCUAACAGGAUCAGUGGUCAGGGAUGAUGGGAAUUGUAGUCCAAAACAUCUGGAGGGCUGAAGGUUGGGGGUGCCUGCUCCAAGGGAAAGUAGCUGUGAAAGCCAUUAUUUAGGGAAAGAUUUGUGAGCAAAUGUGCUCAGGAAUCUGGACUGCUCAGGGAUCCAUCCUGCAAAACCUACAUAUAUAUAUUUCUCGCUUUCACUUACAUGAUGGAGGGGGAAAGGAAAAUCCAAACUUCUUUAAAGAUUGCAUUUGGGAUUCCCUUCCGGCCUGAUCCUCUCUGCUGGGUUACAGAACAGCUUUCAGGGAAUGAUCGUGGUUAGUGCCCUUGGAGCUUUUGUAGUCUUCAGUGGCUACAACCCCCCCCCUAAAAAAAAGGGGAUCUGGUGGAACAGCUCCUCCUAUGAAACUCUCCUUGCAUUCUUCCUCUUUGCUCUGUCCCACUGCCACCUGGGAGAGUGGCAUCAGUGAGAGAAAUCCCACUGAUACAGAGGGAAAGCCUUGCCAAAAAGCCCUACUUACCAUGCAAUUUAGCGGUGGAUGAAUCAGCCAGGCCUUGUGCCGACUUAAUAUUCCACCUGUGCUACAUUGCACAAAGCUCGGGAGCAGUUUUCUAUCUGAAGUACAUUUUUUAAAGCAAAAUAGUACGGCCUACGGUAUUUAAAGGACUUCAGGUUUUUGGUUUUGGUUUUCAAAAGGACAUGAUUCAGCCAGUAUUAAGCACCUGUGAAUAUAGCUGACACAUUUAUCAUCAAAUCGCACUCAUUGGCUGCAUCUUCCAGUUGAGUGUAAUACAGUCAGUAGCAAAUCGGAGUUUGCUUCUGGGAGAUGUGUGAAUUGGCUCUUUGCUGUGUUUAACUGGCUGGAUGGUGGCCUGAACUGUCAUAAGGGGGAGAAAAAUGGUAGCUAAGCCCUAGGAAGAAGCAUAAAUUAAGAGCGUCACCACCAAGCUGCCAACCUUGAGCAGUUUGCUUUAAAGUAAUCCCAUUCACAUUCAGUAGCAGUUCUGGAGUAAGUGGUCUGAAGCCUGUGGCUGCAGCAAAGCAGUUCUUUAAAGUGGUCAUGAUUCGUGUGCUUGAAGGGUUAAUCACGCUUAAAUAUUGCUAUUAUAUUUUUAAUCUCUGUAGUUUCAGCAUUAAGAUGUUGCACCCUAACCAUUUACUAAAAACACACUGUGCGGGUGGGGAGGGAGGGAGGGAGGGGAAGGGGGUGAAAGAAAAUCUGUGCUUAAAAUAUUAACCGUAACUAUUGUCGUAAUUAUUUCAUGCUCUCUCUAUUGUUGAAUUUCUUAUUUAUAAUCUUGUAACUGUAUGGGAACUUUUAACUUGAUAAGGAAAUGUAUUUUGACACUGAUACCAUAUUAAAGUAUACUGAUCCUGAAA
Molecule: messenger RNA, 7606 nt
Organism: Podarcis muralis (Common wall lizard)
Lineage: Eukaryota; Metazoa; Chordata; Lepidosauria; Squamata; Lacertidae
Gene: EPAS1
Product: endothelial PAS domain protein 1
Biological process (GO): regulation of transcription by RNA polymerase II; cellular response to hypoxia
Cellular component (GO): cytoplasm; nucleus; transcription regulator complex
Molecular function (GO): RNA polymerase II transcription regulatory region sequence-specific DNA binding; protein dimerization activity; DNA-binding transcription factor activity, RNA polymerase II-specific
Source: RefSeq, a predicted model, not a curated record